ACGGAGAACAUCGGGGGCGGCGCGGGCAGCUCCUACUCUGGUCGGGGCAGGCAGGAUGGCGAGCGGUGACAGCAGACUUUCCGCCGAGGGCUUCCUAGGCUGGGGUACGGACGAGGCGGCGGCCCAGGAGCUGGAGACCGAGGAGUCUUCGGAGGGUGAAGAUGAGGAGGCCGAGUCAGAGGAGGAGCCCGACGCCAGGUUAUCAGAUGAGGAUGAAGAGGGCAAGACCAAGCAACAGUGUAUCAUCUCUGACCCCUCCUUUUCCAUGGUGACAGUCCAACGGGAAGACAGUGGAAUAAACUGGGAGACCAAUUCAAGUAGAUCAUCCACUCCUUGGGCUUCAGAAGAAAGCCAAACUUCUGGUAUAUGUAGCUUGGAAGGGUCAGCUUUGAAUUCUCCUCCAGGGAAUGUUUCCUUUAUUGUGGAUGAAGUUAAAAAGCCACGGAAAAGAACUCAUAAGUCCAAGCGUGGUUCUCCAUCAUUGCGUCGGAAAGGCAGCAAAAAACGAACUUCCCUGGAAUCGCAAGAUGUUCUGGCAAACAAGGAAGAUGGUCCUUUAAUGUCAGAAAGCCAAAUGCUCAAUACUGAGAACGAGAAGUCACCUAUUGGCAUUUAUGAUAAAGCAAGAAGAAAGAAGACAACAUCCAAUACACCUCCCAUCACUGGGGCAAUAUACAAAGAGCACAAGCCACUAGUGUUGAGGCCAGUCUACAUAGGAACAGUACAAUACAAAAUUAAGAUGUUCAAUUCAGUUAAAGAAGAAUUAAUUCCUCUACAAUUUUAUGGGACAUUGCCAAAAGGUUAUGUAAUUAAGGAAAUACAUUACAGGAAAGGGAAAGAUGCAUCCAUUAGUCUAGAGCCGGAUUUGAGCAACAGUGGUUCUAACAUAGUUUCCCAAAGAAGUAAAUUAGCAGCCCAAAGCCCAGAAGAUAAUACGGCAAGAGAGCUUGCUCCGCCCUGGAGAGGUGCCCUUUCCAAAGGGUCAAAGUCCAUGACCUCACUAUUUAGUCAUGAAGAGCAAAAGAAAAUGUAUGUCGAGUCCCCCUUAAAUGCCACGGCUGCAACCGAGCACACAUUGUCCUCAUAUUCCAGAAAUGACACAACCGAUCAAGAAUACCCAAGACCUUCACACACAACGUCACAGCACCCAGCUGAUGAAUUGAAGACCCAAAGAAUAGAGCCACCCAGCACACCAGCAACUACAUUCCUCGAAAAAGCAAAGGAAGAAUUUGAACCAGACUCACAAGGAAUGGAAAAUUCAGGGAAUGAUGCUUCAGUGUUCUCAGGCUCAGCUGCUGAUAUAGAACAGGAGGGCAUGGUAUCUGUCAACCAUUCCUUGUCAUGGGAGGCAGAGGAGUCUUUGAAGACAGGACCACCAAGACUGCCACCAUCCAUCCUAGAAAGGUUUGAGCCAGACAAGGAAGAGCUAGAACCGACUUCAGCAGAAAAGACAGAAUCAGCCUUUGAACACCUAACCUCACUUGAGCCUGUAGUCCAUGGAGAGGAGGAGCAUGCGCCUGAACCUGUAGUCUAUAGAGAGGAGGAGCAUGCGCCUGAGCCCAUAGUCCAUAGAGAGGAGCAUGCGCCUGAACCUGUAGUCUAUAGAGAGGAGGAGCAUGCGCCUGAGCCUGAGCCUGUGGUUCAUAGAGAGAAGGAGCAUGCGCCUGAACUUGUAGUCCACAGAGAGGAGGAGCAUGCGCCUGAGCUUGUAGUCCAUAAAGAGGAGGAGCAUGCGCCUGAGCUUGUAGUCCAUAAAGAGGAGGAGCAUGCGCCUGAGCCUGUAGUCCACAGAGAGGAGGAGCAUGCGCCUGAGCCCAUAGUCCACAGAGAGGAGGAGCAUGUGCCUGAGCCUGUAGUCCACAGAGUGGAGGAGCAUGUGCCUGAGCCUGUAAUACAUAGAGAGGAGGAGCAUGCGCCUGAACCCAUAGUCCACAAAGAGAAGGAGCAUGCGCCUGAGCCCAUAGUCCACAGAGAGGAGGAACAUGUGCCUGAGCCUGUAGUCCACAGAGUGGAGGAGCAUGUGCCUGAGCCUGUAAUACAUAGAGAGGAGGAGCAUGCGCCUGAACCCAUAGUCCACAAAGAGAAGGAGCAUGUGCCUGAGCCUGUGGUUCAUAGAGAGGAGGAGCAUGUGCCUGAGCCUGUGGUUCAUAGAGAGGAGGAGCAUGUGCCUGAGCCUGUGGUUCAUAGAGAGGAGGAGCAUGUGCCUGAGCCCAUAGUCCACAGAGAGGAGGAGCAUGUGCCUGAGCCCGUAGUCCACAGAGUGGAGGAGCAUGCGCCUGAACCCAUAGUCCACAAAGAGAAGGAGCAUGUGCCUGAGCCUGUGGUUCAUAGAGAGGAGGAGCAUGCGCCUGAGCCCAUAGUCCACAGAGUGGAGGAGCAUGCGCCUGAACCCAUAGUCCACAAAGAGAAGGAGCAUGUGCCUGAGCCUGUAAUACAUAGAGAGGAGGAGCAUGCGCCUGAACCCAUAGUCCACAAAGAGGAGGAGCAUGUGCCUGAGCCUGUAAUACAUAGAGAGGAGGAGCAUGCGCCUGAACCCAUAGUCCACAAAGAGAAGGAGCAUGCGCUUGAACCCAUAGUCCACAAAGAGAAGGAGCAUGCGCCUGAACCCAUAGUCCACAAAGAGAAGGAGCAUGCGCCUGAACCCAUAGUCCACAAAGAGAAGGAGCAUGAGCCUGAACCCACAGUCCACAAAGUGGAGGAGCAUGUGCCUGAGCUUGUAGUCCAUAGAGAGGAGGAGCAUGUGCCUGAGCUUGUAGUCCAUAGAGAGGAGGAGCAUGCGCCUGAGCCACCUGACUCUGGAGCAUCACAGGAACUAGAGAAGGGAGUGGAAAUCACCAAUACCACCGAACCUGAAGAUUCUAGUCUAGAAGAAGAGAUCAUAGAACUUGAUUAUCCAGAAAGUCUGUUAGUUUCUGAGGAGCCUUUCCCAUCACCUUGGUCCCCUAAAGUGGAGCGCAGAGAAGAGCCUGUUCUUCCAUCACAGAUGACAUUCCCACCAGAACAUGUCUCUUUGUCUGAGGAGGAAAGAGAGGAAAACGAGUCUGUUUCUACUGAUUCCGCUUUUGUAUCUGAGUAUUCGGUCCCACGGGAUUUGAACAGUGAACUAGAGAAACAAGAAGCUGAGGCAGUUUCUCUCUCUGACGUGAAAUCCAGCCCUGAACCUGCAGUUUUCUCAGAGGAGGAUGACGAACACGAGUCUUAUUCACCAGCUGUGGCAUCUGAAUCUGAGCACUCUCUCUCUCCAUUCACCAUUGAGAAGACAUCUGCAUCCCAGGCCCCGUCACCGGUCACACCGGGCCAUCUGGUCCCGUCUGGAGAUGAGGCCUCAGAGAGUAGGUGUCACACACCAGGGUCUGCAUCUGUUACUGAGUAUUCGGUUUCAGCGCAUGAUGCACAAGAGUUGCUGGCGAAGACAGGUGACCACAAGCCACCAUUAAAGUCCCAAGAUGUUUCUGAGCCCAUGAUUCUUACAGAAGAAGAGAGAGAGGACACUGGGCCACACCCCCCAGACCUGGAUGCUACUUCUGAAUCCUCUCAUUCUCCAUUGCUAACUGAGAAGGGUUCUGAACGCCACUUCCCGCCACCACCCCUGACUGCCACACUGAGACAUGCAGCAGUUUCAGAAGAUGGGGAUCUAGAAAGUGAACAUGCCACCUCACAUUCAAAACUGACAUUUAAAUCCUCAACUCCACAAAAUGAAACACAGGAAUCUCUCCCCAAAACAAUUGAUGGCAUGCCCCAAUUCAAACCAAAAGGCAUUUCUGAAUCAGUGACUCUGUUAGAAGAAGAAAAGGGAGAUGUUGGAUCAUCUUCAGCAGAUGUGGUGUCUGCAGCACACGCUGUCCCACCACACGUAGCUGAGAUACUUUCUGAAUGCCAGGCCCUACUGCCUUCAGUCACCACAUCUGAACAUGUGGUCCUCCCGGAAGAAGGGAUCACAGGGGGCCAGCAGUACCCGCUUCCCUCCACACCUGCUUCUGAACGCUCAGUAUCAACGCCAUCUGUAACACCAGAGUCCCAGGAGGAAGAGGUUGUUCACACAUCCCCUCUGCUUCUGAAAGGUGCCACCUCACCCACAGAUCUAUCAGAGCAAGAGCAGGAAGAGGGAGACAUCGGGCCCUUCUCCCCUGAUUCCGCAUUUGUGUCAGAAUUCUCAUUCUCACCCUAUCCAGCUCAGGAAAUAGAGACGAGAGAGCUGGGACGUGAUUCUCCACUGUGCUUGACAUCACCAUCUGAGCACACUAUUUUGUCAGAUGAGGACACGGAAGAGGCUGAGCUUUUUUCUCCAGAUUCAGCAUCACAAGUUUCCAUCCCGCCAUACAGAAUCCUAGAAACAGAGCAAAACGAGAUCCAGGCAGACUCAUCACUAACUGUGAGGUCUACUCCAGAAUAUCCCUACUUCUCAGAAGCAGAGGAGGAAGUGUCAGGAUCACCAGUGCUCACGCCAGUGCCCGAGUAUUUUGAUCCAUUACAGGAACGAAAGGCUGAGCCCCCCCAGUUCAUGCCUGUUCCUGAAGACCUGAGCCUGCCACCCUCAGCAAAUAAAACAGGCCAAGCAGAAACUAUGCCAGAUGCUCCAACAAUUUCAACAUCUGUAUCCGAAUAUCUCAUCCUGGCCCAGCAGCGGAAGACCCAAGCAUCCCUGGAACCCGCGGCUGAAGGUGUGGCACCAUCACCACCUUUUACCAGUGGAUGGGAGAAGGGGGAUGUUAAGAGUAGUUCAGCAGCGGUUGCGACAGCUGCUUCUUCGUCUGCACCGUCGUCGGUGGUGAAGGAGGAAGCCGAGCCCGUUUUGCCCACAUCUCAGUCCUCAAUUCCACCUGAGUCAGCCCGUGUCCUUAAGACAGAACGGGAACCCAAAGCAUCACUAACUCUAAAGUCUGCACAGGAACAGAUGGCUUUGCCAAAAGUCAGGAGGGAAGAAACUGUGCUGGGUUCUCAAGAAGCGGCAGCACACACGUCACAGGAUCCAACACCAGAGCCUCAGCCCCCAAAUGUUCCAGGGUCUGGGAUGCAAUACUCAGUUUUGUCUGACUCGGUAGAGGAGCCAAAGGUGGAUGUCGAACCCAAUUUAGCUCCAACUGUGAUUUCUGAACUAGAACACAGAAUGUUGUCAAAGAGUGAGCCUGAAGUGGCAAAACCAUAUUCGCCUCCAGAGGAAACAUCUAUUUCUGGACAUGAGGCUUUGUCUGGGGUGAAAACGGAAGUGAAGCAGGACUCCAGGAUAACCAGGGAACUUCCUGCAGCUUCAUCCGUAGUAGAAAGGGAAGCUGAGCAUCGCCCACCUGUACCACCGGCAUUUUCAGCUUUGUCAGAAGACUUGCAGAAAGAAACCAAAGCCAGCUUUUCAGCCACCACAGUGCCAAUAACUAAGCAUGAUUCUAAUUUAACCGAAUCAGGCAGAGCUGAAACCCUGACAGAUUCAUCUCGCAUCAGCCCUGAGGGACACCCCGGCUUAAAGCCAGUAGGGAAGAGUGAAUUAGGAAGAGGCUCGCCACCACUCAUCACAUCCACAGCUGAGCACUCAGGACUCAUAGGGGGAGAGAAAGAACCAACUAAAGGUGCUGCUGUUGUCAUCGACAGCUCUUUAUCCAGAGGUUCAGCUUGGCCAGGAGCAGAGAAAGAAACAAAGUUAGAUUCGUCUCCGAGUCUCUCAUCGAUGUUGGAGCAUUCUGUUUGGUCAAAAGUAGAAACUGAAGAUGUUAAACCUGGGUUGCCAGUUUCCAAAGCGCCAGCAGAUGUGUCUGGGGGAGCCAGGGCAGAAGACACACAAGGCCUUCCACUCUCUCCAGGUCUCGAUUCUGAACGCUCAAAUUUAUCACAGAAAAAGAACUUGGUGUCUGCCUCAGAGGUGUCAAAGCCUCAACCCAAACUUCCCAUCAGCUUAGGUGGUGAAGUAAAGAAAGAAGACAGUGAGCUUCUUCUGUCACAGAUGUCACUUGCACCCAAACACACAGUUCCAAGUGACAAACCUGAGGAGAUAAUAAGGUCUCCUGAGUCUGAAGAUUUUAUGUCAGAUGAUUUAGCCCCAUCGUUACCGGCCCUCAGGGAUGAGGUGAACAAACAACCAGAGGAGACAUCUUCCUCAGUGCUGGGGGGUUUCCUGUCAGGAAAGCGAGAGCUCAUAAGGCUCCCCGCAGAGCCUGAGGAGAAAGAAGAACAGUUAUCACAAGCACCAGAUGCUGGGUCAGAACUCACUGGUAGUAGAGAUAGAAGUGGAUCCUUAGGUAUAGAACUAGUAAAGCCUCCUGUAACGGAGCCAGGGUCUUCUGUCUUAGAAAAGAGCCCCACUGUGCUUAGGGGCAGAGGAAAAGAAGAAGAAAACAGGGAGUUUCUUGCACCUGCCUCGUCUCCAUUAGAGACUGCCUCUUCUGACCUCCCUAUAGGGCAAACAGAGCUUGAAAAAUCCCUACUUGAGGGGCAAACUGUUAAGGUGCCUGAUACGAACAGCUCUUUCGCAGAUAAACCAGAUCUGGCUAUUCAACAAUUCUCAGACAGGAAAGAGAAUUUGGAGCAAUCCAAAUCAUGUAUGGCAACUGAGCCUGCCAAUGUUACAGGAACAAAUGUGAAGGAGACUCUCUUUUCUCCAAAGGAUAACACCUGGAUGCUGCAAAAACCAGACAACUUGGCCAAUGAGCAUGAAGAUAGAAAAUCAGGAUCUGGGUGGCUGGAGUUGUCUAACAGCAAUGAUCUGUUGCCAGGGAAACUCGAGGCUGCUCCAUUGGAUACAGACCACACAUCUGGAAUCAGAAAGCAAGUUCUACCCCAAGAUAUGGAAGAACCCCAUUUACCAUGGCAAGAACAAGAAUCUACCCUUCACGUAUCCAGUGGCAGGAUAGAAACCUCCUCCACUAAUACUCCCCUUUCUGAAGAGAUAAACCUGCCUCAGGAACCACAGCCCAUGGUUCCAGCUAGAAAGGUGGAGAGAGGCAGAGCAGAGGGGAAGCAGAUCAAUUAUUUCACACAGAGUGAAAGUCCAAUAUCAGAGAAAGCUAAUGCAGACUUUCCCAGGCCCUGCAAAGAAGAAACCCAGGAGGAAGUCAAACUACCUCUUGAAAGAACUCUCCAGAAAUCAGAGCCUGGCCCAUCCAUGGAAAAGGUAAAGGCAGAAACUCCCCCGAUUCCUGCCAGAGCAACACGUUUCCCCGCCGAAGUUGCAGAACCUACACUGGGCAAAGACCAAGAAGCAAGCACAGUGCCAGUGUCUGGUGAGAAGCCAUCUCAAGAACUCAAAUGGGUCCAGUCAAAGACUGCAGAGGAUGCUGGUGAAAGGAGAAAGCCAUCCCCUGACCAGAAAGUGUCCACCCCAAGUAAAUCUGUCCCUGCGGUCACAGCACAGGUUAUACCUCAACCCCCGGAGACACAGGAGGCAACACAAAAGCCACCUGAGAAGUCAUUGGUGGCUGAGCAAGGUCUUCCUGCAGAGAAGGGGAAGAAGGGAAUGUCAUCCUUCAAAUCAUGGAUGUCUAGUUUAUUGUUUGGAUCAAGCACUCCAGAUAACAAGGUCAGCGGUAAAGAAGACUUAGAAGCCCAGCAGAGUCUCUCUGCAGAGAAAACAGCAGCUGCCCUAGAGCCAAAAGGUGCAGUUCCCGCUGAGGUUAACACAGUUAAACAGGCUGGAGAACCCAAGGGUGUGCCAGUUAAAGUGAGCGAAAGUCAAGACCUCAAAGAAAAACUCACAUCUUUAUCAGACACAGACGUUUUAAGCCAGCCAGAAUCCAACACUGAAAAUCACGGGAAGAAAGAAUCUCCAGACUAUUCGGAGGGAAUGGGUGUGAGCUCAGCUACAUCAGCUGGUGAUGAAUCUCUUGGAACUGAACCUUGUUCUCCCUUGGGUGAGAAACUGGUUAUGGAAGAAGCCCCAUAUACUGUUGCUCUUCAUGUUACUGAGAGCCAAAGACACCAGAAGCCACAAAUCUCUCCUCCAUCGACGUGGAGGAUUUCGGCUCUUAAGGAAGAUCACAAUGAAACAUUGCUCUUGUCACCUGACAUAGAAGAUAAAGUGUCACAACAGCCAAAAUCAGCUCCAUCCCACUUCACAUGCGUGAAGGAAUCAGAGAAGAUGGCGCCAGUGAUUUUGCCAGUAGAAUCAAAAGGCAUUUUAAUUGAGCUUGGUGAAGACAGACUAAGAAAAGAAAUGCCAAAACCCAUUGCUUUGAAACAUCGUGAAGAGGAUGUCAAACGUCCAACCGAGGAGAAGGAUAGCUGGGAAACUAGAUCAUUUUCCCUGGCAGAGAAGAGGGAGCUGGCAGAGAAACAAGAAAUCACAGCUCCCUCAGAGCUUAGGGAAAAUGAGGCGGCAGGAAAGUUGCAAAUGAUGCCGGAAGCUCGACCUUUUGAGUUGGAAGAACCAAAAGCCGCUGAGAGGCUGGAACAGCACAUCUCUCCAAGUGAAGAACUUAUGGAAAAACCCGGAGUGACUCUUGCUUUGGAGAGGAGGAGAGGAAAGGAAGAGGAGACACCGGCCUUUUCAGGAGGAAAGAAGCAGGGACACAGGCCCUACUCUCCAACCACAGCCAUACCUGUGCCUGAAGCAUCAGCCACGUCUUUGGGUGAAGCCCAGCCACCCUCACCUUCAUUUGUUAAGGCACCACCAGCUACGGAACAACCAGAAUGCAUAUUCAUGGAGGUAUACCCAGAAAUUAGGGAGAGAAAGGCAGCAGAAACCCAACUGCAUCCUCUGGAAGAAAGGAAAAUUUUAGUAGAAAAAAACAAGUCUUCCAGUGUGGAGCCUCCCCACAGGGAGGCAAUGGUUGGCCACCCUGUGACUCAGGGCGGGACUCUGGAGUUGGAGAAGUCCAGUAAGAACAGAGCGACACUGGAAGAGGAGAGGAGACGGUUCAUAGAGACAGCGCUGUCCACCGAUGCGUCACUGGCAGCUGUGGAUGAAGGUGUGCUGUCAAGAUCUCUAUCUAAGCACGUUCCUGGUGAAACAGAGCAUUUGAGAACACCACCCACUCGGCUGUCAUCCGUAGAACCACAAACCCUUGUUUCAGGGGCUUCUCUGGAACAUACAGUGAAGAAACCAGAAACAUUGUCAGAGAGGCCUACAGUCCACACUAUCCAGACAUCUAAAGAGCUCGUUACAAAGCAUCACUCGGAAGCUGUGGAGGACGCAUACAGAAACGAUCCACUCUCUUCAGCAUCAAGCAACUACACUCAGUUUAUGCUUAAUGCAUCAGCAAUCAGUGCUGAGGGAACUACACCUAUGAGAGGAUCACCCAAGGAGCUCGAAGGCACCUCCGUGAGAGACGAAGAAUUUGCAGUAACCAGCAAGCCAGCCGGACUUUCGGAGGAUCAGAAGAGUGCCUUUAGCAUCAUUUCCGAAGGCUGUGAGAUACUGAAUAUCCAUGCGCCCGCUUUCAUCCCUUCCGUGGAUCAGGAAGAAAGUGAACAAAUGCAAGAUAAGUUACAGUAUUUGGAGAAGAAAACCUCGUUUAAAACUAUAUCGCUGCAUGAUGAGAGUGAGGCAGUCGCUUCCCAUACAACACAGAAUGUCAACUUAGAAGAUUCUGAUAGGAAAGUCACGUCACUGACAGAAAACGAGCCAAAGGAAACUCAUAAAACAAAAGAGGAGAUAGCCACAGAGUCAGAAACAGGCGACUUCACUUUUAUUCAACCCACGGUUUCCACUGAAGAGGAUUAUUUUGAAAAAUACACUUUGAUUGAUUAUAACCUCUCCCUAGACUCAGAAAAGCAGAAAUUAACUGUUGAAGGAGUCUCAAAGGAAACCACGGAAGCAGCAGCUUCUUUCCAAGAACGUUCAGAUGAAUGCAUCCUAGGACAAGAAUAUGACUUAGUAAAGUUGGAUGAAAGCUUUUACGGGCUAGAAAAGGACUACAGCGAACUAUCUCAUGCGGAGAUGCAAGAGUCUUUGGUCAUCCAGAAGCCAGAUGAUAGAAAUGUUGCGAAGGAUGUUGGUAGAGACGUGGACUCCAGAUUACCUGGGAUGCCUUUGUUUGAUGUGGAGGAAGGAGUUCUAGUAAGAAGCCAGGUAUUUCCUACCACCGCCAAGGCUGUUAACCCAGAGCUUCUAGAGGAACCACCCGCACUUGCGUUUUUAUAUAAGGACCUGUAUGAAGAGGCGUUUGGGGAGAAAAAUGAAAGGGAGACGGCUUCUGAAGGAGGUAGUGUAGAUUCCGAGGCAUCGUUUCCAAGGAGACACUCUGACACUGAUGAUGGAGCAGGUAUGUAUUUUGAGAAGUAUAUACUCAGAGAUGACAUUCUGCAUGGCACAUCUGUAACUCAGGAGGAUCAAGGCCACGGCCUGGAAGAAAAGCCAGUUGGUGAGGAUGUCUCACAUCGACAGAGAGUUGCAGAAAGAGGAAUUGAGAGAAAGCCUGGAACUAGUUUUUGGGAGAAGAAUGUGGGAGAACAACACACGGCUGUUGACAGGGAAGGUGCCUCUGUGGGCCACGGGGAGACCUGUGAUGAAGUGGCCAUGGAGCAGAAAGUUCCCAUUACAGAGGAGGUCAGAGCAGUCACCCAGAAGAUGAGCUAUGCGGUUCCAUUCGAAGACACCUGCCACGUUCUAGAGAGUGUAGAUGAACCCAGCAGCCAGGGUAAUGAAGCAGGAAAUGCCAGCCCAGAGGUCCACCUGAACGUCCCAGUGCAAGUGUCUUUCCCAGAGGAAGAGUUUGCAGCUGGUGCCACUUACGCUUCAGAAAUACCACAAGAAGAGCUCAUCCCAUCUGAGCCACGUAAAGAGAGGUUCCACAAUACUCCUGUACAGGAUGAGUACGAGUUCAUUGACUCUCUGAAUCAAGAAAUGGUCAGUCGAGGCAUCUUACCAGAAGAACCAUCUUCAGAAUCCACACCUGAAAAUGCGUUAUCUCAAGAACCAGAAUACUCCAAGCAUGUUAAGGAACAUGAAUUCAUGAAUGAGGAGGAACCAAGUACGUCUGCCGAACAGAAAGAGUUGCACAAAAGGAGGACAGAAAAUGGCCAGUCUGCACCGGAGCCAGUUACAGAUAAGACAAAGGUCCAGGUUGACUCUUACUGCUACACCUGCAAAAGCCCAGUCUCUGAAAUGGACAAGGUGUUGGACAUUCACAAAGACCAUGAGGUUUCAGCACUUGACACAGCUAUAAGUGCUGUGAAGGUUCAAUUAGGAGAAUUUCUUGAGAACCUACAAGAAAAAUCCUUGAGGAUUGAAGCUUUUGUUAGUGAGAUUGAAUCCUUUUUUAACACUGUUGAGGAAAACUGUAGCAAAAAUGAGAAACGCCUAGAAGAGCAGAAUGAGGAAAUGAUGAAGAAGGUCUUGGCACGGUAUGAUGAGAAAGCCCAAGGCUUCGAGGAAGUGAAGAGGAAGAAGAUGGAAUUCCUGCACGACCAGAUGGUCCACUUUCUGCAGAGCAUGGACGCAGCCAAGGAUACCUUGGAGACCAUUGUGAGAGAGGCAGAGGAGCUUGAUGAGACGGUUUUCCUGGCUUCCUUUGAGGAAAUCAAUGAAAGGCUGCUCUCUGCCAUGGACAGCACGGCCUCCUUAGAGAACAUGCCCGCCGCCUUCUCGCUCUUUGAACACUAUGAUGACAGCUCGGCGCGAGGUAACCAGAUGCUGAGACAAGUGGCUGUUCCACAGCCUCCUAGACUGGAACCUCAGGAGCCAAACUCUGCUACCAGCACAACAAUUGCGGUGUACUGGAGCACGAACAAGGAAGAUGUUGUGGACUCAUUCCAGGUGUACUGCGUGGAGGAGCCUCAAGAUGACCAAGAAGUAAACGAACUAGUAGAAGAAUACAGAUUGACUGUGAAGGAAAGUUACUGCAUUUUUGAAGACUUAGAGCCUGACCAAUGUUAUCAAGUGUGGGUGAUGGCCAUCAACUUCACCGGAUGUAGCCUGCCCAGUGAAAGAGCAAUUUUUAGAACAGCACCUUCCACGCCUGUGAUUCAUGCAGAAGACUGCACUGUGUGCUGGAAUACGGCCAUAGUCAGAUGGCGGCCUGCUAACCCUGAGGCCACAGAGACCUACACUCUGGAGUACUGCAGACAAAACUCUCCUGAGGGCGAGGGCCUGAGAUCUUUCUCUGGAAUUAAAGGUCUCCAGCUGAAAGUUAACCUCCAACCCAAUGACAAUUACUUCUUCUAUGUGAGAGCCAUCAAUGCAUUCGGGACAAGUGAGCAGAGUGAAGCUGCUCUCAUCUCCACCAGAGGAACUAGAUUUCUCUUAUUGAGAGAAACAGCUCACCCAGCUCUCCAGAUUUCCUCGAACGGGACCGUGAUCAGCUUCUCAGAGAGGAGACGGCUGACGGAGAUCCCCUCCGUGCUCGGGGAGGAGCUGCCCGCCUGUGGCCAGCACUACUGGGAAACCACGGUCACAGACUGCCCGGCCUAUCGACUUGGCAUCUGCUCCAGCUCAGCUGUGAGGGCUGGUGCCGUGGGACAAGGGGAGACCUCAUGGUACAUGCACUGCUCUGAGCCACAGAGGUACACGUUUUUCUACAGUGGUCUUGUGAGCGAGGUGCACGCGACUGAGCGUCCAGCCAGAGUGGGCAUUCUGCUGGACUACCCCAACCAGAGACUCCUAUUCAUAAAUGCCGAGAGUGGACAGCUGCUCUUCAUCGUGAGGCAUAGAUUCAGCGAGGGCGUACAUCCUGCCUUCGCUCUGGAGAAGCCUGGGAAAUGUACUCUGCAUCUGGGCUUAGAGCCCCCAGAUUCUGUCAGGCACAAGUGAUGCUGACCAUUCAGAGUUUGUAAGAAUUCAAGUUCGGGGUGGAGAGCUGCCAUUCUCUCUCUCUCUCAGGUGCUGUGUGUUACUCAGAUGGUCUCCCACACACCUGCAUUACCGAUAGCUGGGGGUGCCAUGGUCAGCACGUGAGGACAGCCAGGGACCCCAUGACCUUAUGGAGCAGUGUGUGAGCGAGAAAGGGCAAACUCAGCCUCCACCCUUUGGUUCACAGUUGGAGUUGUGUCUUAAAUUCAAAGGACUUAUACUUGACCUGGGAACCAAAACCAGAGAAAUGGAUUUCUGCCGGUUAUUGGACAAGCAAUCCCCAGGAACCAGAUCAGAGAGGAGGGGAGGUUUUGUUAGUGGCACAUCUUGUGUGACUUCUUCCACAAGAAAAAUGUCACCUUACUUCACUCAAGGAAAAUGAGUCCUAGUCAUUAGAGAAAAUAUUUUAGCUGAUCUAAAUUUACAAUGAAAUCUUUUCUUAUCAUGUAUGCUGUAGAAUGUAAACCCCACUUCUCUGAAAAUUUAAAUGUAGAAAAGCACUAGACAUCAGAAAUUUCCAUUUUGUUAAAUAAAUGGCUAGAAUCUUAUAGAAUAAAA
Mesocricetus auratus (golden hamster) is the source of this 13270-nucleotide messenger RNA. RefSeq names its product cardiomyopathy associated 5 (gene Cmya5). The record is from RefSeq and is a predicted model, not a curated record. Gene Ontology annotation, molecular function: protein binding. Lineage: Eukaryota; Metazoa; Chordata; Mammalia; Rodentia; Cricetidae. The transcript has 13 exons. The coding region runs from base 56 to 12673 and encodes 4205 amino acids.